Molecule: messenger RNA, 1053 nt
Organism: Leptonychotes weddellii (Weddell seal)
Lineage: Eukaryota; Metazoa; Chordata; Mammalia; Carnivora; Phocidae
Gene: RSPH14
Product: radial spoke head 14 homolog
Molecular function (GO): protein binding
Source: RefSeq, a predicted model, not a curated record
GCCGACCUAGUGAACCGCUUCUCGCAGAGCCGGAGACUGAUCCUGAGAGUGGCGGAUGGCUCAUCUCCCCGCCCCCUCCCCCCGCCCGGCUCGUCUCCCUCGGUUUGAAUUCGAACCCAGCUGGGCACUUUCUGAGCUCCGCGACCUUGGGCAACCAACUGACCUCUCUGAGCCUGUUUUGCAAAGUGGGGCUAGUGGCACCUGGUUCCUUGAAUUGUCGCGACAAUCCGCUAGAACAUGUAAAAGGCUAUGCAAACCCUUAAAGUACACACCCGUGAGAGCAUCCCUGGUAAAAAUGCAGAUUCUCCCAGUUAACACCUUCCUUACCACUUUACACCCUCUUGGUCACAUUAUAAGGAUCACCCCAUACUGGGCAGAAGCACUGGAAUUGGCCAUUGACAGCGGUGGAUUGGGUGGUCAUCCCAGUCCAGGAGCCCAGGGUAUUGUCAACAGCGGCCUGAUCCCCUCCCUGGUGUGGAAGCUGCAGAGGGAGGAGGAAGAGAUCCAAGGGCUCCUCCUGGACACACUGGCGGCCUGCCUGAUGGAGGAUGCCACUGAGGCGCUGAGUACCCGCGUGGUGCCCUUCCUGAAGCAGAAGCUCCUCAGCACCGACGAUGACAUUCGCAGCAAAGCUGCCCGCACGCUCAUGGUGGUCAGCAUCCCUCUGGAGGGCAAGAACCAGGUGUGGCAGCAUGACGUCAUCCCCAUCCUGGUGCACCUGCUCAAGGACAAGGUGGAGGAGGUACAGGCCAAUGCCGCCGGGGCCCUCAUGUAUGCUGCGGUCACCACCCAAGGGAAGUAUGCCGCCCUGGACAUAGAAGCCAUCCACCCCCUCCUGAACCUGCUGUGCUCAUCCUUGACCAAGGCACGCUUGAAUGCCACCAAGGCCCUCACCAUGCUGGCUGAGGCCCCUGAGGGCCGCAAGUUUCUGCAGUCUCAGGUGCCCAUCUUCCGCACCCUCGAGGAAGACCGCAGUGAGGCAGUGCGGCGGGCAGCCCAGAUCGCCAUCAAAGUCAUUGAAUGGAAACCCUGAGCUGCUUGUUGGCCCAGAAC